Messenger RNA from Protopolystoma xenopodis, 696 nucleotides. The record is from the annotation of a GenBank genome assembly. NCBI's taxonomy places the organism in Eukaryota, Metazoa, Platyhelminthes, Monogenea, Polystomatidea, Polystomatidae.
UUGAGAAUAUCCCUUUCAUAUGCUUUAUUUUAUUCCAUCACAAAAAGCUGCCUUUGCCGCAAUUGUCAUCCGCGUCUUAUUCAGACUCCGAAUGUUCGGUAUAUUUGCCAGACUUGCCAUGAUCCAGUCGAAGUGGGCCAGCAACUACGGAUCAACGGGGACUUCCAUCAUGCAUACCACUUCCGCUGUACAGAGUGCUCCUCGGAACUUGGACCAGAGGCCAGAUCGCGUGAGGGUGAACUGUAUUGCCUGCGCUGUUUCGACAAGAUGGGAAUGCCAAUAUGUUCGGCCUGCAGACGCCCAAUCGAAGGCCGCAUCGUUCGUGCCCUGGGCAAAGCGUGGCAUGUAGAGCAUUUUGUCUGUCACCAAUGUGAGAUUGCCUUUAUGGGCAGCAGAUAUUACGAGUGGCGCGGUCAAGCCUAUUGUCUCCUUCACUACCAAGAGAAGUCCGGAGGCAUUUGCCAUAUCUGUCAGCACCCAGUACUGGGGGCCAUUCUAGCCCGAUUCACCAACAAAACUUAUUGCCAGGAGCAUUUUCGCUGCAGCAUGUGCAACACGCUGUUGGAUGAAAAAUCCAAACUUUACGAGGUGGAUCUUAAGCCAGUGUGCAAAGAGUGUUACGAUCACUUACCGCUUAAAUGGAAGAGGCGCUUGGCAAAGCUUCACCUUGAAGAAGUGAAGAAAUGGCCAGAUUAA